AUGGCCGGCUACUUUUCUUACUCGAAAUGGAAAGUUCCAUUGUUCCAUAAUUUGAAUACUUGCCACUGUGUCGACGAAGUGGCACAGCACGGACUCUCUGCAUACACUAGCCUCCUCUUCAGUCACUUCUCUAAUGUAUCACCAAUUGGAGCACACGCACAGACACUCGAACUGCUCUUACGUUUCCGCGGAGUUAUUGGGAAACCGGGUAUACAACUUGUCCGAUGUACAAACUCGUCUUCAGAAUUGGGAAAUGCCAACGAAACGAAGCCCACCACGAUAUUGCCGACUCGAGGGUACCAAACCCAAAUGCACCUUGAGCUUGACCACACUUUGAUUAUCGGGCGCGACCUUCGUGAUGGCCAGAAAUACACAACACCCACGAGGUCAAUUAGGGGCCCCGAAGGAAUAUUUGAUGACAGUGCUGCGCUGGAGCUAAGCGGGACACGGUCUCGCUGA
Fomitiporia mediterranea MF3/22 is the source of this 459-nucleotide messenger RNA. RefSeq lists its product as uncharacterized. The transcript is spliced from 6 exons. Bases 1 to 459 code for a protein of 152 amino acids. NCBI's taxonomy places the organism in Eukaryota, Fungi, Basidiomycota, Agaricomycetes, Hymenochaetales, Hymenochaetaceae. The record is from RefSeq and is a predicted model, not a curated record.